AUGACAGCAUACAUGAGGAACAAGAAUGUUUUUGUGUCUUGUCUGAUGUUCUUUCUAACGAUUGGUUCCUUGAACGCGCAAAAGGCAGACAUAAACGCGAUUUGCGCGAAAGCCAAAAACCCAACCUUCUGUUCGAACUACAUGAAAUCAAACCCAAAGACUUCGACUGCUGAUAUCAAAACGCUUGCAAAGAUCACAUUCGGUUCAGCGCAAGCAAAUGCAUCAGGAGCUUUAACGAAAAUCCAGUCUCUAGUCAAGACAGAAACGAACCCAACUCUGAAGAAAGGGUACACGUCGUGCGCAGAGCAGUAUAAGAAUGCGAUGAGCAGUCUCAACGACGCUAAGCAGAGCCUAGACUCAGGCGAUGGCCCGGGGCUGAACAUUAAGGUUUCAGCAGCUAUGGAAGGAUCUACAACAUGUCAAGAUGAUCUUGCCAAGGUCAAAGCCGAUCCUUCUACUGUUAAGAACAGUGGUGAUUUUCAGAAUAUUUGUGGCAUUGUUCUUGUUAUCUCCAACAUGAUGAGAUAA
Microthlaspi erraticum is the source of this 528-nucleotide messenger RNA. NCBI's taxonomy places the organism in Eukaryota, Viridiplantae, Streptophyta, Magnoliopsida, Brassicales, Brassicaceae. The record is from the annotation of a GenBank genome assembly.